Molecule: messenger RNA, 591 nt
Organism: Meyerozyma guilliermondii ATCC 6260
Lineage: Eukaryota; Fungi; Ascomycota; Pichiomycetes; Serinales; Debaryomycetaceae
Exons: 1
Coding region: 1-591 (196 amino acids)
Cellular component (GO): nucleus
Source: RefSeq, a predicted model, not a curated record
AUGUUUGGGUUGCGUAAUCUAAGGCGAGGAUUGUCGCUAUGUAGAUUCUACUCUAAGCCGCGCCCGACGCCUGCCCCAAUUAAACAAGAUUCACAGCAAUCAAGCCAGCUACCAGAAUGGCAAAAAAGAGAAAAAGCCCAUCGAAAACGGUAUGGAAAUUGGAAUCCCACUAAACGACUUUCACGGGCUCAGAUGCAAGAUCUACGAAGCUUGAAGCAACAAAUGCCACAUAUGAAAACCAUUGAUUUUGCCAAUUUGUUCAAGGUGCUGCCGGAGGCCAUUCGUCGCAUUUUGCAAUCAAAGUGGACGCCCACAGAAGAAGAAGAAGCAAGAUUGGCCGCGAGAGCACAAUCAGCGAAAAACAAGAGCGCGCAACGAAGGCAGCAGCAAAUAGACAACCUCAAGCAAGCCCAUCUGCGUAUGCAGCCUGUGACCGGAAUAGUCGAGGACGCACGCACGAGCGCGAUUCGACCGCGAAACCCAAGGCAGCGCAAACCAAGACAGCACCAAGGCCAGAAGACACAGCAAACGCAGCACGACCAUGAUUCACACCAGCCGUACGUGCCCUCGGUGGGAGAUGUACUAGAGUAG